Molecule: messenger RNA, 486 nt
Organism: Pelobates cultripes (western spadefoot toad)
Lineage: Eukaryota; Metazoa; Chordata; Amphibia; Anura; Pelobatidae
Source: the annotation of a GenBank genome assembly
AUGGCGGAUGCCACGUGCCUAUCGGCAGUUACGGGGGCCAGCGGAGAUCCAGCGACUCACUCUCUGUCCAAACUCGACAAAAUAUUUGCUGCCUUCUGGGCUAAGAUAACAGAGAGACAGCUGCACACUGCUUCAACUAUGCUGACCACUCCUGCAAAUAUACCCCCAGAGACCUCCAGCCCUACGAGUGGACGCAGAACGGUCACUACCGGAGGCUCCGCUAAGAGGCGCAGACGGCGGCACCGGCAGAACAAGCGGCAACGAAGAGCCAGAUCUCAACCCCACACUCACCUCCGCUUCAAGCGACCACGACUCCGGACGGGUGCCGAAGCGACCUGCCCAACAGGGAAGCGCCAACCCCCCCAACAUGCAAACCUCUAUCACCAAGGGUCGGAAGCAUGGCUUCUACACGCACGCAUGUCCUUGACACCACAGGGGAUGGCGACUCCCAGGGGCUACAGGGCGAGCCCAGAGGGGAUCGGAUGA